AUGUUUCAAAUAAUAACUGCUUUUGAACUGAAACUUAAAUUAUGGCAAAGUCAAGUUAAGGUGAAUAAUUUUAUGUAUUUCCCUGUGUUGGCCGAAUACAAUCCCAAGAAUAGCGAGUAAUAUGCUUCUUUAAUUUUAAUUUUAUUAAGUGAAUUUGAAACCCGUUUUCAAGAUUUUCGUAAGAAUAGUCAACUCUUUGCUAUUUUCGCAACACCAUUUUUGGUUGAUAUUACUGCUGUAGAAACUAAAUUUCAAAUGGAAUGUAUUGAGUUGCAAUCAGAUAUUCAACUCAAAGAAAAAUUCAAUCAAUCACCUUUACUAGAUUUUUGUAAAUUAUAUCUACCCAAAGAAACAUAUCCAGUCCUUCAUGACUAUCUAGCCAUAACUUAA
Cinara cedri is the source of this 390-nucleotide messenger RNA. The record is from the annotation of a GenBank genome assembly. NCBI's taxonomy places the organism in Eukaryota, Metazoa, Arthropoda, Insecta, Hemiptera, Aphididae.